UACUGCGCCAUAGGCAUUACGUUACGUUAGCUCGGUGGGGUGGCUAGAAGAAAGCUAGCUCGCAGCUUAGAGGAGCGAGUCGCUUGUGCUCUGAAGAGACGGCUUAAGUAACAAUUUGCCCGAUUUUACCGAAAGCAAGACAUUUUACUCGUAAAGGUCGUGUAUAAAUCGCGAGGGGCGAAGGUGAAGGUCAAGACACCAGCCCAACCAAACUGACCCCAGCCCACAGUGUCAAACGUCAGGCAGACGACAGCCCUGCACACAGACGCUAUGGAUCGUUCGCCCUCCACCUCCAGCCUCAUGGCCAGCAGCAACGUCACCAACAAGACCGACCCGCGCUCCCUCAACUCCCGGGUCUUCAUUGGCAACCUCAACACCCUGCUAGUCACCAAGGCAGAUGUCGAGGCCAUCUUCUCCAAAUACGGCAAGAUCGUAGGCUGCUCUGUCCACAAGGGGUACGCAUUCGUUCAGUACUCCAAUGAGAGGAACGCCCGAGCUGCUGUCGCCGGGGAGGAUGGGAGGAUGAUUGUUGGACAAGUGCUUGACAUCAAUCUGGCUGGAGAACCCAAACCACACAGGUCAAAAACCACCAAACGCUCCGCUGGAGACAUGUACAGCAGUUCCUCAUUUGACCUCGACUAUGACUUUCAGAGAGAUUAUUACGAUAGAAUGUACUCGUACCCCUCCCGUGUUCCUGCUCCCCCUCCCCCCUUGUCGCGGGCUGUCAUCCCAUCCAAGCGCCCGCGGGUCAGCCUCAGGGGAGGAAGGAAGCGGCGCAACAAGAGCGGAGUUUCCUCCAAGAGCAGCCAGCGGAUCUCCUCUUCCAGAACAAUGAAAGUGGAUGAGCUGCAGACCAUCAAGAGGGAACUGACCCAAAUCAAAAGCAAAGUGGAUGACCUGCUGGACAACUUGGAGCGCAUGGAGAAGGACCACAGCAAGAAGUCUGAAGCUAAGAGCAUGAAAACGGAGCCAGGAGAGGUGACAUCACCUCCACACACAAGCAACAAGAAGGAUGAUGGGCUGAAGAGGGAGAGGGAGAGCCAGGAGAUCAAUGACUCGGAUGAGGAGGAGGAAGAGGAGGGAGAUCUGCUGGAGGAGGAAGAGGUGAGGAAGGGGUCAUCCAGGAACCCUUUUCACAAAAGCAUUGUGAAGCGGGUGAAGAGUCGGGAGAGGGAGGAGGAGGAGGAAGACGAGGAGGAGGAGGAGGAAGAAGGAGAGCAUGUGGAAGGUGACGACGACGAUGCUGAUAGUGUCAACGGGGAAGAGGACUCGUAAGAUCGGUCCACACCGACGCAUGCAGCGUACACUCGGCAUCUCGCAACAACUCGGACUCGUAUUUUAAACACUCAUAUUGUAGAUACAAAAAGCAUAGGUGCACACAGACACAAGCAUGGUGCACAGUCUGUCAUUACGUUGUCCCUAAGGCUGAUUUGUUUUGUUUUAUUUUGCCCAGUAUCACUGUAACAGGAGUAACUAGCUGUAAUUUUGGGUUUGUGUUUUUACUGCGUAGUUGUUUGUCUUCAGGAGGAGGCACAAAUGUGGACUGUAAAUGUUCUCAGAGACGACAGCUCGACGGACAUGUCUUGAUGCAAGCACAGGAGCUCAGCUACAAAAGACUGUUUUUAGGUUCAACGUGUUUGUUUGGCCUUGUGUGUCUGUACUAUGUCAGUUUUUUAUACUAUUUAGUUUAACUGUCAACAAAUAAAUUGCGAUAAAAUAUUAAAA
Molecule: messenger RNA, 1725 nt
Organism: Monopterus albus (swamp eel)
Lineage: Eukaryota; Metazoa; Chordata; Actinopteri; Synbranchiformes; Synbranchidae
Product: heterogeneous nuclear ribonucleoprotein C
Exons: 9
Coding region: 271-1275 (334 amino acids)
Cellular component (GO): nucleus
Molecular function (GO): RNA binding
Source: RefSeq, a predicted model, not a curated record